GGCCAUAUGCACUGUUCAUACAUGUGACUAUGCAGUGUUGUCUCCAAAAUGGAAGCUGGCUGGCGAAGGCAAAGCCGCCAACGAGGGACAUGGACAAGCUGUUCGUAGGUGGGUGGCCACCAUGUCGACAUAUAUAUUGAACGUAGGCCCCCAACUUUGAAGUGUCUGUCGACCGAAGGUCCAUAGAUCAAACCACAGACGCCCUCUCUUGUCCGCUUGCGUUUGACCAUGGCCACUCUCACACCCCAACCGGCAAUCCCCCAGGCUCAAGGCCUCGUCUCUGCUGGCCUCCAGUCUCGCAUCCUGUCUCCCACAGACGCCGAGUUCACAGCCCGGCAAGAAUCGUACUGGUCCAAUAGUGCCAAGAUCACGCCCGCGUGUAUUGUGCAGCCACAAUCCACCGAAGAAGUUGCAAUUGCCGUCAAAUCUCUCGUUGCCGCUGGUCAGAAGUUCGCUGUCCGGAGUGGCGGGCAUACCAACUGGGCGGGAUCCAACAACAUCGAAGACGGAGUGACCAUUGAUCUCGUUCGCUUGAACAAGACAGUGUACAAUGCCGACACAGAGACUGUCAGCAUUGGACCUGGUUGCCGAUGGCGCGAGGUCUACGCCGAGCUCGACAAGCAUGGACGCGCAGUCGCUGGUGGUCGUGAAGGCAAUGUGGGAGUCGCCGGUCUCUUGCUCGGUGGCGGAAACACGUUCUUCACCGCACGUCAGGGCUUCGCGUGCGACAAUGUCGUGUCGUAUCAGGUCGUCCUCGCUGAUGGCGCCGUGAUCACCGUUGACAAGGAGACCAAUGCGGACCUGUUUCACGCCCUCAAGGGCGGCUCAAACAACUUUGGUAUCGUGACCGAGUUCACCAUGAAGGCCAUUCAAUGUGACAAGGUGUGGGGAGGCAUGACAUUCUUCUCAAAGCAGGCAAUUCCCGGUGCCAUUGAGGCUCUGUUGUCGUUUACCGACAAUGUGCCUAACGACAUCGACAGCAACCUGGUUACCAUGUUCACAUAUAUGCCAGACUUCAAGGACGUCGUUGUUGCCACUCUCUAUGCGAACAUGGCCGGCAUCGAGAAGCCCCCAGCGUACGAAAAGUGGCUGGCCCUGCCAGAGAUUAUGAACACCGUCAAGAUGACCACUAUUUCUGAGAUGGCGUUUGAGUACAACAUACCUGCCAACUACUAUGAUACAUGGUUUACGAGCUGCUUCAAAAACGACCCCCGGAUUAUUUCCAAAGCGUCGCAACUGCAUGAUCAGCUCGUGGAAGAGCUAAAGGCGUUCAUACCGGAUGGGGAUUUCAUCACCCAAUGCUUGUUCCAGCCCUUGCCCGCACUUUUCGGACAGCGCUGUGUUGAAGCCGGGGGCAACGUGAUGGGCGUGGAGCGGCAGAAGGACAAUGGCAUACUGUUCCUCGCCGUCGUGAUGGCAAAGACCCCGGAGCAGGAAGCUUUCGCGCGCCCCAAGAUUCAUACUUGGAUCCAGCAGGUUCGCGCGUUUGCGGCAACUCUCGAGGGGGGGGAUCUCGAGUGGGUAUAUCUUAAUUACGCGGACAGCAGCCAGGAUCCACUCGGCAGCUAUGGUGCCGACAACAUCAAGAAGAUGAAGGCGGCGGCGGCGAAGUAUGACCCGCACGAGGUCUUCCAGGAGCUGUGCCCGGGGGGCUUCAAGAUCUCCAAUGCCAAAGUCUGAUGAUGGGUUCUUGGCGAUACCAUUGUACAGAUCUCCCAAGUACGCAAUAGUGAAUUAUGAUCUGCUUCACGGGUGCGCGGCACGACAACAAGCGCAUGCCCUCGAAUGAGUCGAAUCCCUUCCUAUUCUGGUAAAGGGCUUUCUGUAGCCGCCAAGUCCACGAACCAUGUCGACGAUUGUUUCAUUAACCGCAGGGGUUGGCAGGGCUG
Messenger RNA from Emericellopsis atlantica, 1889 nucleotides. RefSeq lists its product as uncharacterized. Gene Ontology annotation, molecular function: FAD binding. Bases 229 to 1680 code for a protein of 483 amino acids. NCBI's taxonomy places the organism in Eukaryota, Fungi, Ascomycota, Sordariomycetes, Hypocreales, Bionectriaceae. The record is from RefSeq and is a predicted model, not a curated record. The transcript has 2 exons.